Messenger RNA from Thermothelomyces thermophilus ATCC 42464, 2720 nucleotides. RefSeq lists its product as uncharacterized. The transcript has 4 exons. Gene Ontology annotation, biological process: regulation of actin filament polymerization. Gene Ontology annotation, molecular function: protein binding. The record is from RefSeq and is a predicted model, not a curated record. Lineage: Eukaryota; Fungi; Ascomycota; Sordariomycetes; Sordariales; Chaetomiaceae. Bases 211 to 2430 code for a protein of 739 amino acids.
CCGUUUACAACUCAGCCACCUCGUCAAUUGGAGGGGCCACAGGGCGGUGCGCUCGUUACCUUGUCCGUAACCCUUCCAACAGACCGCAUCCAUCAGCGCACCCUCCAGAGGCAGCCGCUUCGCAACCUAACAUCGACUUUGCUACUUCAUGACUUUGCUACUUCAUGACUAGCCUUGGGAGAAGGAGAGUUCGGGAAGCGCAAGGAAAUCAUGGCUGAGGUGGACGUCGCCCCGACACUGGGGUCGGAGCUCAAGGAUGGCUUCAAACCAGCAAAUGCCUGGGUUGCCAACGGAAUAGCCUGGCUCGAUGACAUCCAGUCGUUCUACCGCGAACGAAGUACGAUCGAAAAGGAAUACAGCGCCAAGCUCAAUGCCCUGGCAAAGAAGUACUUCGAGAAGAAGACGCGCAAGUCGGCGAGCCUGAGUGUUGGCGACACUCCGACCAUGACCCCCGGGUCCCUCGAGAGCGCGUCCCUCACGACAUGGACGACACACCUUACCACGCUGGAGGCCCGGGCCGACGAACACGAACGCUACGGAAACGACUUGAUAAACAAAGUAGCAGAACCCCUGAAACACCUGGCGGUACGGUUCGAGGAACUGCGCAAGCGGCAUGCCGAGUACGCCGAGAAACUCGAAAAGGAGCGAGACGCUUCCUAUGCCGAGCUUCGAAAGACAAAGGGCAAGUAUGACGCUGCUUGCCAAGAGGUGGAGAGCAAGCGCAAGAAGACCGAGUCCUCGUUCGACAAGGCCAAAGCGCAGAGCAGUUUCCAGCAGCAGGUUCUCGAUAUGAACAACGUCAAGAAUACUUACCUGAUCGCGAUCAACGUCACAAACAAGCAGAAGGAGAAGUAUUACCACGAGUACCUGCCCGAGCUUAUGGACAGCCUACAAGAUCUUUCAGAAUUCCGGACGUUCAAGCUGAACGGGCUUUGGACGCUAGCCGCCCAACUCGAGGCGGGCAUGCUUCAGCAGAGCUCGGGCCAGAUUGACCGCCUAAGCCAGGAGAUUACGCGAAACCAACCGCACUUAGACUCGAUGAUGUAUAUCCGACACAACAUGGGAAGCUUCCAGGAGCCGCCAGACAAGGUGUUUGAGCCGAGUCCUGUGUGGCACGACGACGGCUCCAUGGUUGUGGACGAGGCAGCCAAGGUGUAUCUGCGCAACCUGCUCAACAAGUCGAAGGGCCAGCUUGGAGAACUCCGGCGAGAGGCAGACAAGAAGAGGAGGGAGGUAGAGGCGCUGAAGCGGAUGAGGCAGCGGGUUCGGGAAGGGACGGAGGAUAAGGACGAAGUGGCCUUGGUGUCGCAGAUAUUCUCGAUGCAGGAGGACCUCCAUCAAGUCGAACGCAAGCGUAUCGCGGUGGAGGUGGAAACGUCAACCAUCACAGCCACGGUGGGCGACGUGACUCUUGGUGCGAAGAACCACAACUUCAAGUCUCAGACGUUCAAAAUCCCGACGAACUGCGACCUCUGCGGCGAGAGAAUCUGGGGUCUGUCGGCGAAGGGAUUCGACUGCCGCGAUUGCGGUUACACAUGCCACAGCAAGUGCGAGAUGAAGGUCCCGGCGGAAUGCCCAGGGGAGCAGUCAAAGGAGGAGCGCAAGAAGCUGAAGCAGGAGCGCCAAGAGGCGGCGAACGCAUUGCUCAAACCGACCGGACCACCCGAGCACGUGGCCGAACUACCCUCGCUUAGCCGUUCCGACACAGUAACGUCGGGACGGUCAGGAUACGCAGCGAGUUCGCAGCGGUCAAUGACAGGUCCCUUGUCACCAGCCGAGGAGACGCCCCCCGAAGUCCCGACCGCGACGCGGCCGACCAGCACAUCUGGGUCAACGACUACAAGGAGGAACCGUAUCGUCGCGCCGCCUCCUGCUGCCUACAUCAGCGAGCUGCCGGGUAGCACCCCGAACGGCUCGUCGCAGGGGGCGGAGCAGAAGGCCAAGAUGCUGUACAGCUUUGAGGCCGCGGGUCCAGGAGAGCUAACCGUGCCAGAAGGGAGGGAUCUCGUUGUGUUAGAACCCGACACGGGCUCCGGCUGGGUCAAGGUUCGAGCAGGCUACAAGGAAGGAUUGGUCCCGGCGACCUACAUCGAACUCACCAGCACCACCUCAGCGCCGGCACCGGCAGCCAUCGCGCCGCAGCACACGGGGCAAUCGGCUUACUCCAACAGCGGCUCGUCAAUAGGCACGGCAGCGGGGCAAACGGGAGGGAAGAAGAAGGGUCCCGCGGUAGCGCCGCGGCGGGGUGCGAAGAAGCUCAAAUAUGUUGAGGCCCUGUACGACUACACGGCGCAGAGCGAUGCCGAGCACAGCAUGGUCGAGGGCGAGCGGUUUGUGCUAAUUAAGGAAGAUCCCGGUGACGGGUGGGCGGAGGUGGAGAAGGGAGGUGUUACGAAGAGUGUGCCGGCGAGUUAUGUGCAGGUUGUCUGAACCUACUCCGUACUUGUACACAGUAGCUAGGUGCGAGUGGAGAGGGGGGAAAGGGGUUUGUGGUUGGCUAGAGAGAGGUAAUCCGUAUGUACAAUGGGAUGGUUCGGUUAGGAGAGCGGAGAACAGCAUUGCAGCUUUGGCAUGGGCAAGACUCGAGGAUGAAACGGUCUUGGUGGGCUGUGCUGAAGAGAAUGCAAGUACAGUGUUUCGUAUACAGAGUAAUUAUAGGCCUGCUAAAAUGGCGGGUGUAUUAAAGCUUGCGUUGGGAUAUCCCCAGUCCGAUGAUUCCG